AUGGAGCUCUGGAACUCUACCUUGGGAAGUGACUUCAUCUUGGUGGGGAUUCUGAAUGACAGUGGGUCUCCUAAGCUGCUCUGUGCCACCAUUGCAGUCCUGUACAUGUUGGCCCUGACCAGCAAUGGCCUGCUGCUCCUGGUCAUCACAAUGCAUGCCCAGCUCCACGUGCCCAUGUACCUCCUGCUCAGGCUGCUUUCUCUUAUGGACUUGAUGUUUGCAUCUGUAGUUACUCCCAAAACACUUGUGGAUUAUCUGCACAGGGAGAAGACCAUCUCCUUUGGGGGCUGGGCUUUGCAGAUGUUAGCAGUCCUCACCUUGGGAGGUGCAGAGGAUCUCCUACUGGCAUUCAUGGCCUAUGACAGGUAUGUGGCCAUUUGUCAUCCUCUGAAUUACAUGGUCCUCCUGAGGCCAAGGAUCCGCUGGCCCAUGUUGGCCACAUCUUGGAUCCUGGAAGUCCUGAAUGCUGUGAUACACACUUCAUAUACCAUGCACUUUCCUUUCUGCAUGUCCCAGGAAAUCAGACACAUACUCUGUGAGAUACCACCCUUGCUGAAGUUGGUCUGUGUAGAUACCUCCAGAUAUGAGCUGAUGGUGUAUGUGAUGGGUGUGACCUUCCUCAUGCCUACCUUUGUUGCUAUCCUUGCCUCCUAUACAUUUGUCCUAGUUGCUGUCCUCCACGUGUCCCCAGGAAAGGGAAGACAGAAAUCUCUCGUCACGUGCUCUUCACACCUGACUGUGGUAGGAAUGUACUAUGGAGCUGCCAUGUUUAUUUAUGUCCAGCCCAGUUCCUACCAUAGACCCCAACAGGACAACAUCCUCUCUGUAUUUUAUACUAUCAUUACUCCCGUACUGAACCCUCUUAUCUAUAGUCUGAGAAACAAGGAGGUAAUGGAGGCCUUCGGGAGAGUACUGGGGAGAUUAACAUCUGUCCAGAGACUAUAGAUGCCGAUGUCAUAUGGAAGCCCUAUAGCUUCUAGAUGGGACCCCGUCUAUGCUUUUUGUCUUAAGCUAUCUCCUUCCACAUUUUGAAAAUUCUGAAAAUCUACCACCCUGGAGAUAAGUCCUCAUUUGGCCUUAG
Messenger RNA from Diceros bicornis minor, 1081 nucleotides. RefSeq names its product olfactory receptor 2AG1-like. Gene Ontology annotation, cellular component: membrane. Lineage: Eukaryota; Metazoa; Chordata; Mammalia; Perissodactyla; Rhinocerotidae. Gene Ontology annotation, molecular function: G protein-coupled receptor activity; olfactory receptor activity. The record is from RefSeq and is a predicted model, not a curated record. Gene Ontology annotation, biological process: G protein-coupled receptor signaling pathway. Bases 1 to 945 code for a protein of 314 amino acids. The transcript has a single exon.